AUGUCUGUUCCAAUCCUCCAUUCCGUCGGGGACAGCAUCGACUAUUCUCUAUCAGUCGAGCCCUUCAUCCCGCAGCUCUACGAGCUCCCGUCGCAGCUCCUCCAGCUUCGGAGCCUCGAUGACGUGUGGCAGCUGUACGCGAGGACGAACCCGCUCAUCUCCGGCUUUGCCAUCUCCCUCUUCCUCGCCGGCGUGUUCCUUGUUGCCUCGGAGGCGAACCGAAACUAUUCCCAGGUCGAUCGCUUUUGGAGCAUCCUCCCCAAUCUCUAUGUCAUCCACCUAGCUAUUUGGGCUCGUCAGGCAGGCCUGCCGACGAGCCGCAUUGAUCUGGUGGCCGCUUUCACCACGCUCUGGAGUAUUCGUUUGACCUUCAACUACUGGCGCAGAGGCGGAUAUCAGAUCGGCUCCGAGGACUACAGAUGGGAAAUCGUCAAGAGCAAGAUUCCUGCCGUCCUCUUCUUCGUCCUCAACGUCACCUUCAUCUCGUUUAUGCAAAGUAUUCUUCUGUUCGCCAUCUCCUGCGUGCCCGCCUACGCUAUCCUGCUUUCCGCGCACCAUGAGCCCGAGGUCACGGCGGCUGAUGUCGCAUACUUCUCCGCCGAGGUGGCACUCAUCGUCAGCGAAUGGUUCAGCGAUGGGCAGCAGUGGAGAUACCAAACUGCAAAGCACAAGUAUUACCAGGACGCAAAGUUGCCCCUUGGAUGGACCCAGGCCGACCUCGACCGGGGAUUCAACACGUCAGGCCUGUGGGCCUACAGCAGACACCCAAACUUCUUCGCGGAGCAGACCAUCUGGCUGGUGCUGUACCUAUGGGGCUGCCACGGUACCAACUCGCUGUGCAAUUACACGCUCGCCGGAUCAGCAAGCUUGAUUCUCCUCUUCCAAGGCUCGACGUGGUUGACGGAAAGCAUCACGACGAGCAAGUAUGCCGAGUAUGCCGAGUACCAGAAGCAAGUGGGCAGGUUCAUUCCAACGUCUCUGCGGAGAUACCAGCCUCCUCCAUACAGUGCCAACCAGAUCCGAGCGCGGGAUUCGGCCAAGCGCCAGCAGGACAAAGAAAGCCGGAAGCAGGAAUGA
Drechmeria coniospora is the source of this 1077-nucleotide messenger RNA. RefSeq names its product DUF1295 domain-containing protein. Gene Ontology annotation, cellular component: membrane. The record is from RefSeq and is a predicted model, not a curated record. Bases 1 to 1077 code for a protein of 358 amino acids. The transcript is spliced from 4 exons. Lineage: Eukaryota; Fungi; Ascomycota; Sordariomycetes; Hypocreales; Ophiocordycipitaceae.